Molecule: messenger RNA, 681 nt
Organism: Hippopotamus amphibius kiboko
Lineage: Eukaryota; Metazoa; Chordata; Mammalia; Artiodactyla; Hippopotamidae
Gene: APOC4
Product: apolipoprotein C4
Biological process (GO): positive regulation of triglyceride storage; triglyceride homeostasis
Cellular component (GO): very-low-density lipoprotein particle; high-density lipoprotein particle
Source: RefSeq, a predicted model, not a curated record
AUGGCCUCGGAUUGUCACUGUCACCUGGGCCCUUCUGUCUCUGAAGUCCCUGCCAAGGGGUGUGGGGAGGCGGCCAGGGGAGGGCUCUGCUCAGCACAGCCUCCCCGUCCCCCAGCCCGGAGAGCUGAACACAGAGGGAGAAGGCCCCCAGAGACGUGCUCCCCUGGAUGCGGGCCCCAGGCCCUGCCCUCCCUCUGCUUCGGCGUUCUGGUCCUGGCCUGUGUCGUGGCAUGCCAUCAAGAAGGGCCUGGGGGAUCUCCGACCCCGCCCCCGCCGCCAGAGCCAACCAAUAGUUCCUGGAGCCUGUUUCUGGGCAUGGUGAAGGAGUGGACAGAGCCGCUGGUGACCAGGACCAGAGAGUGGCAGUGGUUCUGGUGAGUAGGCCCCACGGCCCUCCAGGGCUUUGUGCAGACCUCCCAUGAUGACCGCCUGCGGGACCUGGGUUCCCACACGCAGGCCUGGCUCCGAAACUCCAAGGACAGUCUCCUGAGCAAGACUCACAACUUGUGUCCCCAGCUGUCCUGCAGGGACAGCGACCAGAAUUGAAGUGUCUCCGGUCUCUGCAAUAAAGAAGUUCUCCUCUGUGUCCCUGUCCCAGUUCCUCCCGGAUGCGGCCAGAGAUAACCCCACCCCAUCGACCUCGGACCUCCCAGAGGUUAAGGAGUAGCGGAAAUGGACACG